AUGGUGGUUGGGGGUUUAACCCACACUUAGAACACAUUGAGUGGAAACCAGUCUGAGUUAGCACCUCUUAAAAACGAGCAGGACAUUUGUCCAGCGUCCGUGCAUCCACAUUAAUAGACUGCAAUUUUUCCAGCUCUUUGCAAAAUGAGACAAUACAAACCUUCCACGACAGGAAGACACUAAUGAAAUAAUAAAACCAACCCCUCCCCCGUUUAAUAUUUUCAUGUUCUAGAAAAAAUGUGGGAAUGACACAGUUAACUCCAGUGCGUGGUGGCGCAGUUCACAUCUUUGGGUGGAGGGGGUCUGGAGAAAUUGUGGAGAGAGAUGCACGGGGCAGAUUAUAUGCAUCCUCCACCUGGAGAGUGUUACUGCAGGAACGCGAUGGCAACCGAGGGGCUGCAGGAGAAUGAGUCCGUGUCGUCGCUCAGGGAGGAAGCAGAGACGCUGAAGGGGAAACUGGAAGAGGAGAGAGCGAAGCUUCAUGAUGUGGAGCUUCACCAGGUGGCUGAGCGAACAGAGGCACUUGGACAGUUUGUGAUGAAGACAAGACGGACUCUAAAAGGCCAUGGAAACAAAGUGCUGUGCAUGGACUGGUGCCGAGACAAGAGAAGAAUUGUCAGUUCCUCCCAGGAUGGAAAGGUUAUUGUGUGGGAUGCUUUCACAACCAACAAGGAACACGCAGUGACCAUGCCCUGUACCUGGGUGAUGGCAUGUGCCUAUGCCCCGUCAGGCUGCGCUGUUGCAUGUGGUGGCUUGGACAACAAGUGCUCCGUGUACCCACUGACUUUUGAUAAAAAUGAGAGUAUGGCGGCCAAGAAGAAAUCUGUUGCGAUGCACACAAACUACUUGUCUGCCUGCAGCUUCACUAAUUCAGACAUGCAGAUCCUGACAUCGAGUGGUGAUGGAACCUGUGCCCUUUGGGAUGUUGAGAGCGGACAACUGCUUCAGAGCUUUCAUGGGCAUGGCGCAGAUGUCCUUUGCCUUGACUUGGCCCCAUCUGAGACCGGCCAUACAUUUGUGUCAGGGGGCUGUGAUAAGAAAGCAAUGGUUUGGGACAUGCGCUCUGGUCAGUGUAUCCAGUCCUUUGAAACGCAUGAAUCUGAUAUAAACAGUGUUAGGUAUUUCCCUAGUGGUGAUGCUUUUGCUUCUGGUUCAGAUGAUGCCACGUGUCGUCUGUAUGAUCUCCGUGCAGACAGAGAAGUAGCCAUCUAUUCAAAGGACAGUAUUAUCUUUGGUGCCUCCAGUGUAGACUUUUCACUGAGUGGUCGCCUCUUGUUCGCCGGUUACAAUGAUUACACCAUCAAUGUGUGGGAUGUAUUGAAAGGAACACGAGUGUCAAUCCUGUUUGGACAUGAGAACCGGGUCAGCACUUUGCGAGUUUCCCCUGAUGGCACUGCUUUCUGCUCAGGAUCGUGGGAUCAUACUCUGAGGAUUUGGGCUUAAAGUUUCUUGAACUUGAUCACCCAACCUUCAAUAAAGUUUCCACUCUAGGAUUUCGUGGUGUUACUAAUUUGAUGGCUUGACUCCUAGAUCUUGUCUGUUAUAGGAAAUGUGAAAAUAUUUUGGGUUUGUGACAUAUAACCAAGUCUAUAAUGACAAUCUAAUAAUUUAAGAGUUCUCGUAGAAGAUUAGAGAAUUAUUAUUUUGGUACCGUCAUUCAAUUCAACCUACAGCAAAUAAAAUGUUUUCAAAUUAGUUUCUGCCUUUUCCAAAUGUUAUUCAGUAAUAAGUACCCCCACUUUCUGGCCAUGCGUCCAUUUGUAAGUUGUUCUUUAAUUUGCACAUUUACAUCAAAACUUUAAUGUUUCCAUGCAGGGUGGGUGAGUUCAAAACUAGAGGACAUAUUUUUAAGGUGAGAGGAGAAAGAUUUAAAAGAGGCCCGAGGGGCAA
Molecule: messenger RNA, 1890 nt
Organism: Chiloscyllium plagiosum (whitespotted bambooshark)
Lineage: Eukaryota; Metazoa; Chordata; Chondrichthyes; Orectolobiformes; Hemiscylliidae
Product: guanine nucleotide-binding protein subunit beta-5
Biological process (GO): extrinsic apoptotic signaling pathway in absence of ligand; regulation of apoptotic process; release of cytochrome c from mitochondria
Cellular component (GO): mitochondrial outer membrane
Molecular function (GO): BH domain binding
Source: RefSeq, a predicted model, not a curated record